UUCUAAAUUUCCCCCACCUUUUGCACCCUGCCAAUGAUCCUCAGGGGUGGCUUUCUCCUUGCUGGGUGUGGUUUCGUGUUAAAUUAUGUAGAAAACUGAAGGCUAUAUAGCAUGACCUCUGGGGGUGACUUUGUCUGUUGGAAAGACUUCAUGAUUUAUUUUUUACUGGGCUUUUGUCUGGGAAGUGUAACCCAUCACGCUGAAGAAUGGAUGCAGAUGCGUGGGUCGAGUCCUUCGCCAGAGCUAUCAUGUGCUUACUGGGCAUAGUGGGGAACAACUGGCUAAUGUUCAGGUCAUUACCAGGAUUUAAAUCACAGCUGAAGACUAACGAUGUCCUCCUUCUCAAUCUUGCCGUGUCCAACCUCAUCACCAACUACAUGGUAGAUCUACCCGAUACCAUAGCUGACUUUGCUAGAAGCUGGUUCUUGGGUCUGACCUACUGCCGAAUCUUCCGCUUCUGCGCUGACCUGUCGGAGACGAGCAGCAUCUUCUCCACCCUCUUCAUCAGCGUGUUCUGGAACCAGAAGCUGGUGGGCUCCCUGAAGCGCGGAGGGGCCCCGAUCCGCCUGGAUAACCUGCGUCUGGUUGCUGCCCUGUUAGGUGGAAGCUGGACGGUGGCUAUCGUCUUCAGCAUACCCCAUCUCAUCUUUGUCUCGGUGGAUGAAAGAGACGAGGAGAUAGACUGCGUGGAUGACUUUCCCUCUCCCAUGGCGCACCAAGUCUACGAGAUCCUGUACCUGAGUUUGGCAAACGCCAUUCCUAUUGGUGGCAUCGUCUUUGCGAGCAUCCAGAUUGUGGCCACCCUUCUGCAGAAUCAGCGGCGCAUUAAAGGAACUGGAGCCGGUGGAGCAGCGGUGGCAGACAAGCCACAACAAGGAGCCCCAGAUUCGUCUGGCCCAGGCCAAGCACCAGAGGACUCCAACGCUCAGCCACCUCCAGCUCCAUCCACCAUUUACACUGGCGCCCAUGAAAGCCCUGUCCAGCAGCAACCACGGGUAGUGGUAGCACCCAAAGCACCAGCCAAAGGCGGCAGCAGUGGGUCUAGUGGCCAGGUGCGAGCCGCUAAGAGUGUGGUGGCGGUGGCCUCUGUCUUCCUGGUGUGUUGGCUCACACACCUUCUUCUCCGCAUCACCAGCAACGUGAAGACGUCGGUGGUGGUGGUGGAGGUGGCAAGCUACAUCGCGGCGUCCUACACCAGCAUCAUCCCCUACAUCUUCUUGUACGGGGUGAAAAAACUCACCUGUACCUGUAGAUAGUGAGAUGGAAACAACUAG
Molecule: messenger RNA, 1274 nt
Organism: Alosa sapidissima (American shad)
Lineage: Eukaryota; Metazoa; Chordata; Actinopteri; Clupeiformes; Clupeidae
Product: C-C chemokine receptor type 7
Exons: 1
Coding region: 207-1256 (349 amino acids)
Biological process (GO): neuropeptide signaling pathway
Cellular component (GO): membrane
Molecular function (GO): G protein-coupled peptide receptor activity
Source: RefSeq, a predicted model, not a curated record